This is a messenger RNA of Pygocentrus nattereri (red-bellied piranha), 3848 nucleotides long. RefSeq names its product solute carrier family 2 member 15b (gene slc2a15b). Gene Ontology annotation, molecular function: hexose transmembrane transporter activity. Bases 88 to 1683 code for a protein of 531 amino acids. Gene Ontology annotation, biological process: monosaccharide transmembrane transport. The record is from RefSeq and is a predicted model, not a curated record. Lineage: Eukaryota; Metazoa; Chordata; Actinopteri; Characiformes; Serrasalmidae. The transcript is spliced from 12 exons. Gene Ontology annotation, cellular component: membrane.
UCUCUCUCUCUCUCUCUCUCUCUGUUUUCCUCUCUCUCUCUCUUUGUUGCCUUACAGUCAGUGGAGUGUUUACUUAUGCUUUCCUAAAUGGCGGAGGAAAUUUUAAAAGAGCCUGAUGGGAAAAUUAGAGGGCAUUUAACCCUGUCCCUGCUGGCAGUAGCGUUUCUCUCCUCCUUUGGCAGCUCUAUGCUUUAUGGCUAUAACCUGGCUGUAGUCAAUUCUCCUGCUCAGUACAUAAAGGAAUUCUUUAACCGCACAGCAGUGAGGCGUAAUGGGACCGGCCUGAGUCAUGACAGCAUUACAGUGCUCUACUCCAUCACUGUAUCCAUCUUUGCAGUUGGGGGUCUGCUGGGCUCCCUGACCGUCGGAAUGCUGGUCUCCAAAUUCGGGAGGAAAGGGACGCUGGUGAAGAGCACAGUUUUAGUAUUUGUAGCUGGUGCUCUGAUGGGUUUCAGCAGAAUAUGUGGCUCUCCAGAGAUGAUCAUCAUAGGCCGAUUCAUCACAGGGCUUCACUCAGGAAUCUCCCUGAGUGUAGUGCCCAUGUACCUGGGAGAGAUCGCACCAAAGAACCUCCGUGGCUUCCUGGGCCUCAUGCCUAGCAUCUUCAUCUGUAUUGGAGUUUUUAUCGCUCAAAUUCUGGGACUCCAUGAGGUCCUGGGCAAGGAGGAGCAUUGGCCUCUAUUCCUUUCUUUAGUUGUGGCCCCGACCUUCAUUCAACUAAUGCUCUUACCAUGGUUUCCAGAGAGUCCUCGUUACUUGCUGAUCGAGAGACAUAAUAUUCAUGCUACUAUCACAGCUCUGAAGUGGUACCGAGUGAAAGCUAAUAUCCAGGCGGAGGUGGAGGAGAUGCAGGAGGAGCAACGCUCACUCUCUUCAGUGCAGACCAUCUCAGUCUGUGAGCUGCUCAGAGACCAAACCGUACGCUGGCAGGUCAUCACUGUCCUGGUGAUCAAUGCAGGCAUGCAGCUGUCUGGCAUUGAUGCGAUCUGGUUCUACACGAACGCCAUCUUCGAAAAUGCAGGAAUCUCUGUCACUCAGGUUCAGUACACAACAGUGGGGACUGGUGCCAUCGAAGUUAUUGCUGGACUCGUUGGGUGUUUCACGAUUGAACGAGUAGGUAGGAGGCCACUAAUGAUUGGUGGAUUCAGCUUUAUGGGCGUGUGCUGUGCAGGCAUCACCCUCUCCCUCAUAUUACAGGCUCAUGUGCCCUUCAUGCACUAUGUCAGCGUGGCAUGUGUGGUCGGCAUUAUUGCAGGAUUCUGCAUCGGGCCUGCUGGAGUGCCUUUCCUGAUGACAGGCGAGCUGUUCAAGCAGUCUCACCGACCUGCGGCUUUUAUUGUGGGGGGGUCGCUUAAUUGGAUAUCCAACUUCACGGUGGGCUUUGUCUUUCCAUUCUUACAGAUGUCUGCAGGUGCAUUUUGUUACCUGAUCUUCUUUGGUGUUUGUGUGGGCGUGGCGGCCUACGUCUACUUCAUCAUCCCUGAGACAAUGAACAAAACAUUUGUGGAGAUCAGUCAGAUGUUCGCAUCCAGAAACAACUGUGAACUCGAGACGGAACCGCUGGCCUUGGCCGACCAGCUCAGCCUCAAAAAGAUGAAUGGAUAUGGUGCAGUAGAAGCUAAGAUGGGGCAUAAGGAGCUCCUAGAGGAGAAAUACACAUGGAGUGAUGAAGAUGAGGAGUAGAGGGACUAAUGUAGAAAUGGGAAGAUGUCUGUCUGUUUGUGAGAGAGUGACUGAAUAUCUUUGGUGCUAUAGAACACAACUGCUCCUCAGUCACUGUAAGAGCAGAGGCAGUUCCGCUAUGCCAGAAAGGGGUUUGAUGCUAAAAUACUGUUAACUGAGCAUGACUCAAAGCCUAUUUUACAUCUGCAUAUGUUCAUUUGAAAACAUGUAAAAUUUUUCAACAGCUGUUAAGAUCUGUUAAGAAAGACUUGAAUAUUCCAUUGGAACAUCUUGAACGGUGGCUCAUCACGUGGUGUAAAGACUCUGCCAACAUUUAGUGAUGUCAAAUGUUUGUUUGAGUUCUCUACAAAGAACACGAGCGAUUAUUUUUAUCUCAGGAAAUGUAUUUUUGUCAUCCAGCCCCUUUAAAAUAUUUUCCAGCAUAAUUAGUGUCCUUCUGCUUGAUCGGAAAAAAAAAUGCUAUAAAAAAUUCCAGUUACUGUUUUAAGCGCAGCAGAUUUUAAUUUUGAUUCAUAUCAAAUGCCUUUCUGUUACUGGUUCAAAUAUGGCUCCAGACCAUUUUGCCAAGGAGACGUUGGUUUUCUGGAUAACAAGGCAGUAUGAGUGGGCAAUAUGACAAUAUGACAAUAUUUGUCAUUUUCAUAAUAAACACGUUAUAAUAAUCACAUUGCAUGACAAUGCACUUUCCUAAGCAUGUCAUGACUUGUCAUCCUCUAUUUAUCAUGCAUUUUAUUUUUUCACAGUUUUUUCACAUUUUUCAACCUCUCUUUACCUCUUAAAAUUAAACAGGCUGUUUUUACAACUGUGCCUUGAAGUCUGAAAUAUGUGCUGUAUCUCUGUUCUGAUUGGCUGCCCUGCAUUAUUCCUCAUUCAAAAAGCAGUUCAGGCUGAAACACUCCUUAUAACUUCAGCAUGAAUGGGCGGGGCUACACUGCUGUAGGCUGAAUAGGUGGAUAUAUGUGAAUGUGUUGGUUUUUGUGACAUCACAAAAACAAUUAAUUCAAAACAGACUCUUAAUCCAACUUGGUUUCUAUAUAUGUGCUGUGUGGCCUGGGGAGUGAAUGGUAAGUCUUGAGACAUAUGUUUACAUUUUACAUCAAACUCUUUAAAAAAAAAACUCUUUAAAGAACUCCGAUAACGGCAUGUUUUAUUGCACUGAGAGUAUAAUUAGUUCUGUUUAAUUGAAUCCAUUGCAGCUUCGUAUGUGAAACAUUGAAUAGAAAUCAUUGUAUUCAAGUUUUUGAUAGUGAUUUUUCUGGCAUUAUUUUAUCAAACCACAGAAAAACAACAUAUCAUGAUUUACAUAUGGAAUCAACAAAAUGUCUUAAUGUAUUGUGAUGUUAUAUUUUUGUCAUAUUGCCCACCACUUCACAACUUCGCUGUCCCAGCAGUCUAGUUGAGCUAUUCCUUCAGUAGCAUCUAGAGGGAAUGUAGUGGCCGAUUUUGAGACCAAGCAGUGUUAAAAUCUAACUUUAAUGUAGCUGGUUUUAUACUAUGAAUUUGAAUAUUUUGUCACUUCAGUCAAUAGUAAUUUGGGAAAUGGGUAGAUGUGUCAAUUUUGUCUAAAACGUCACUGAUUGUUUAGCUUUAUAUUCAUAUUUUCAAAUUCUUAGCUUUUCUCUUUUAAAAAACACCCCAUAUCCCAUAUAUACAAAAUGUCAGCUUACCUUUCUAAAUCUGGCCUGCGCGAUGGACGUUUUCCUGCCUGUUCAUAAUGCCUUAUUUAUAAUAUCAGUAGAAGAUGUUGAGCUUCAUUUGACAUUUUCUUCUCCUUUUUGCAAAGGAGUGCAUAUCCAUGACUACAUUGAUAGUCUCUGUAUCCAGUGCCUGAAGACUGUACUGUACCUUUAUGACUUACUUUUAAAAUGUUGGAGUACUGUACUUUCUGACAGUUUUACCUCUUUUGCCACAGUGUAUAUACAUGAAAUCAUACUAUGCACAUGUCUAGCCAGGUCCUGUCCUGCUUGAAAGGUACCUGAAAAGAUGGUGUCCUGGAAACAUUCUAAACAGUAUCUCCCCACAGUAAAAAAAUAAAAAAUGAAAUGUUUUUAAAAAGAUAAAAAUGUUGUCUCUCAGUAUUGUUUCCUUAAUCUUAUGAAUAUGAGUAAAUUUACACUUUCUCCAUUUGCCUGUCAGUUGCCUCCAGUGUAAAAUAUACAGUUUCU